Molecule: messenger RNA, 1548 nt
Organism: Lasiosphaeria miniovina
Lineage: Eukaryota; Fungi; Ascomycota; Sordariomycetes; Sordariales; Lasiosphaeriaceae
Product: pyridoxal phosphate-dependent transferase
Exons: 4
Coding region: 1-1548 (515 amino acids)
Biological process (GO): carboxylic acid metabolic process
Cellular component (GO): cytoplasm
Molecular function (GO): carboxy-lyase activity; pyridoxal phosphate binding
Source: RefSeq, a predicted model, not a curated record
AUGGAGAAAAGUCAGAACAGCUCUGACUCAAGGACUGACUUUGCUGCUCCGUCGCCAAAGCUUAUUGACGCCGUCAAAGCUUUGAUCAUUCCCUUCGUUCGGGAAGCUGAUGAGGCGGCCCAAUAUAAAUCGGCCGGCCACCUGGUUUCCAACAGGCAGGGCGUCACCCGCAACGUCUUGGUCCGGUCUCGGACUCCCGAGGACCUCGCCAAGCAGCUUUCCCUGUCUCUGCCCGAGGGAGAGGGCCGGGGCGAAGACGGCUUGCUCCAGGCCAUCAAAGGCGUUCUCGAGCACAGCGUCAACACAUGGGACCAGGGUUUCCUGGACAAGCUCUACGCUAGCACCAACGCUGUCGGCGUCGUAUCUGAGCUGCUCCUUUCCGUUCUGAAUACGAAUUUGCAUGUCUACCAAGUAUCGCCGGCCUUGACCGUGAUAGAGAAGCAGACGGCCAAGACAUUCGCCGGCCUCUUUGGCUUCAAUGGCCCCCGGGCCGGAGGCAUUUCGUGCCAGGGAGGCAGCGCUGCCAACCUGACAUCUAUCGUUAUUGCCCGCAACGCCCUCUACCCCGACACGAAGACCCAGGGCAAUGUCUGCGCCUCGGGUCCCUUUGUCCUGUUCACCAGCGAGCACGGGCACUACUCGGUGGAGAAGGCCGCCGUAGCCUGCGGCAUGGGCUCUGCCGCUGUCUGGACCGUCCCCGUCGAUAAGCGUGGCCGUAUGGACCCCAUCGCCUUGCGUGAUACUGUCGUGCAGGCCAAAGCUGCUGGCAAGACGCCUCUGUACGUCAACGCCACGGCCGGGACGACAGUGCACGGGUCGUACGACCUCUUUGAGGAGAUCGCCACUGUCUGCCAGGACCACGGCCUGUGGAUGCACAUCGAUGCCAGCUGGGGCGGCCCGGCAAUCUUUUCGGCCAAGCAGCGCCACAAGCUGGCCGGGUCGCAUCUCGCCAACUCGCUGACCGUCAACCCGCACAAGAUGAUGAACGUUCCCGUGACGUGCUCGUUCCUGCUGGGCCCAGACAUGGGCGUCUUUCACAAGGCUAACACCCUACCCGCCGGCUAUCUCUUCCAUGCGCCAGGCGAGACGGCAUCGGAUGGCCUGCCAGCCGAGGCUUGGGAUCUCGCUGAUCUGACCAUGCAGUGUGGCCGACGGGGUGACAGCCUCAAGCUUGCGCUUAGCUGGAUCUACUACGGAGCCGCCGGCUUCGAGCGCCAGGUCGACACGGCGUUUGAGGUGGCAGCCUACCUCGCCGAGUCCCUGGCCAAGAGCGACAACUUUGUCAUGGUGUCGGAGAAUCCGCCGCCGUGUCUGCAGGUCUGCUUCUACUACGCGCCUGGAGGGCAGCUGGGCAGCUCGGCCGAGGAGAACACGCGGAGGACGAGCGACAUGGUCCACAAGCUAAUAGGCAGGGGCUUCAUGAUUGACUACGCGCCGGGCGACAUGGGGAGCUUUUUCCGCGUCGUGCUUAACUGCCAGACUCUAAAGAGCACGGUCGACGGGCUGGUCAAGGCUCUCGAGGCUGUCGGCCUGGAAAUUGCCGCAUGA